UAUGCGCGAAGCGGAUGAACAAUCUCUUCCAAUGUCUUCGGUAAUUUCAAAAAAAUUGAAAUCUGUUUGGGAAGCAUUUAUAGAUAAGGAUAAGGAUGUAAGAGACGACACGCUUAUUCAGAAAUUACUUGACUAUUUGAGAUAUGCAAUUACCAUUCAGAAAAACUUAGAUAUUAUCACUUCUUUGUGUCAAGAUCCAACAUUAAAGAAAUUUGUAACGGCGAGUGUGGGGAGCAGUUUACGAAAUCAUAUAGCCCAAGUGGGCUAUAGAAUUACUGGAUUUUUAAUCGACGAAUGUUAUAAAGAUUCAGUGUGGCAAGAAAAUCUCAGGCUUCUACUAGAAUCGGGAUGGAAAUCUGACGAUGAUUUAAUCAAAAUAGCUGUGGUAUUGACACUUUCAGACGCAUCGUCUUCAAAAAAUGUUAUUGAAUACCUGAUAAAAAAAGAAACUAUCUAUUUAGACGAGUUAUUCUCAUCGUUUCUAUCAACCAAUUAUCAUUUGGCUAAUGCAGUGAGAAAAUGUAUCUUAUCAAUGAUAUCUACGUGUCUCCAAAAACCGACAUCAAAAUUAAGGCAUUCUCUACUCUCAAGUAUCAUUUCUCGUUUCAAAAAUAGUGAAUCGAUCCUUAUUAGUAAAAAUUUCUCUAAUCUCCUAAACGAUGCUAUAAAAGAUCCAAUUUUAACUGAGACUUUAGCAUCUAAAGGAAUUUUUUCUCAGCUAAUUAAGUUAGCCCCUCAGUUGACAACAGAUUUCAUAUGUAUAUUAGCAGAUAUUAAGAAGAGCUUAACCGCUGAUGACCUAAAUUUGCUUAUUAAUAUACCGAAAGAUUGCCAAGCAAAGGGAAAUAUAUCAGUUUCAUUGGCUAUACUUGAUUUCGUUGUCAAAUUCGAUAAAUGCUCUACUUUAACCGACUAUUUAACUGCUGACCUACUUGCCCCAGUUAUAAUAUUUGUAUCCGGAAAGAAAAAUGAGAGCGAAUGCUGGAUGGAUGUCAUUAAUGAUGAGAAUAGAUCUCAGACCAUUAUGCUGGAAUUGUUAGGCAGAUUGGAGAAUAAUAUGAUCAUUGUUUCAGAAAAUUGUCAAUUAUUUCAAUUAUUUACCGAAAAAUUAUUCUUUUGCACAGCUAACGAUAAAAAGGAUUUCUAUACCAAAGUUUUGUCGGAGAGUGUAAGAGUUCGAUCUAGCAUUUUACGUCUGUUAUUGGCUGUUGCUCAAUCAGAAAAGAAUUUUUACGAAAUUUCCUUCAGGAUUGCCUCAGGUUCAAAUUUUUCAGCUCAAGAACAAGAACUAUCUUUACGAAUUGCUGCCCUUAGUUGCUCGAACACUCGUCAAGCAAGUAAAUUGUUCGACUUAAUUGAAUCAUGCCUUAGUAGAAUGCAUAGUCAAGUAAGAGAUGAAGCUAUAAAUAGUCUCAAUAUUCUGGUUAAUGAAGACCUGCUUACCGAAGAACAUUAUGAUAGAGCCAUUCAACAAAGCUCAACAAAAGAUGCUGAUUCAUACGUUAGGGCCAGUUUAGUUGGUUGCCUUUUGAAUAUGCUAGUGAAACGAAAGUUAAAAGAUAAUCAAAUGAGAAAGGUAUUUGACGACGUGCAGACUUUGAUAAUAGAGGAUGAUGAAGCAAUACCAAGAAGAGCAGCUGUUAAGGGUCUCACGGAAGUUAUUAAAAACUCAAAGGAGGGAGACGAAUGGUAUAUACGUAUGGUUCUAGAUUCCGCUAAGCGGUGCCUAAAAGAUCAAGACUGGGAAGUUAGGAAAAAUCUAGUUUAUCUCUUAAAAGAAGCUUUUCAAGCCGAAACUGUGGCUUCAUCUCUUCUAAAAGAAGCAGACGCCCAUAUAGUUUUAAUGUCACUCGCAAAUGAUAUUGAAACGACUGUAAGAGGAGCUGCGCUUGAUUUAUUACAAAGUGUUUAUCCAAGUUCUAAUGAUUUACCAAGCUAUGCACAACCAGUGAAAGAAGAUGUCAUCCCCCUCGAUGACUUUGUUACAAAACCUGUGUCACUAUUGGACGAUAUCUUAGCAGAUAUGGAAGUUGAUAUUGACUGCUAUUAA
This is a messenger RNA of Dimorphilus gyrociliatus, 2050 nucleotides long. The record is from the annotation of a GenBank genome assembly. NCBI's taxonomy places the organism in Eukaryota, Metazoa, Annelida, Polychaeta, Dinophilidae.